CGUCAUUCAGCCCCCGCGGAAGUAGGUGACACUUUCAUUGGCUGCUUUAUGUCCGCCUGUGGGAGCGGGCCUUUCGGAGGAGGCCGGAAGUGGAAUUACUGACAGGUGAUCAGAAAUGGAAAGAAAAGUAAGCAGAAUCUGUCUUGCUUCUGAACCUGAUAUAAUUCAUUUUCUACAAGUUGCUUGGGAGAAAACACUAGAAUCUGGUUUUGUUAUUACACUUACUGAUGGGCAGUCAGCAUGGACUGGGACAGUCUGUGAAUCAGAGAUUUCCCAAGAAGCUGAUGACAUGGCAAUGGAAAAAGAGAAAUAUGUUGAUGAACUGAGAAAAGCAUUGGUGUCAGGAGCAGGACCAACUGACACAUACAAGUUUAAUUUUUCUAAAGAGUCUUGUCACUUCUCCUUUGAGAAAAACUUGAAAGAUGUUUCAUUCAGGCUUGGUUCCUUCAACCUAGAGAAAAUUGCAAGCCCAGCUGAGGUCAUUAGAGAACUUAUUUGUCACUGCCUGGACACCAUUGCAGAAAGCCAAGCCAAAAAUGAGCACCUGCAGAAAGAAAAUGAAAGGCUUCUGAGAGAUUGGAAUGAUGUUCAAGGACGGUUUGAAAAAUGUGUGAGUGCUAAGGAAGCUGUAGAGACUGAUCUUUAUAAACGGUUCAUUCUGGUGCUGAAUGAGAAGAAAGCAAAGAUCAGAAGCUUACAUAAACUGUUAAAUGAAGUUCAAGAACUGGAAAAGAACAUCGAACAUAAGAUGGAAACUCCAACAUGUUCUGAAAUGACUACUCACAGAGAUGCAAUCUAUGAUGAAAGUACUGAUGAGGACAGUGAAAUCCCAUCUAGUCCUUCUGUGUUAACUCCAGCUACUGUAAGAAGAGAUGAUUCCAUUAUUUCAAGUCCUGAUAUACCUGAUAUUGCACCAAGUAGAAAGAGGAGGCAGCGGAUGCAAAAAAAUCUGGGGACAGAACCUAAAAUGGCCUCUCAGGAGCAACAGCUUCAAGAAAAGGAAAAAUUGAAAGCGGACCAGAGUGGAACUCUGGAAGCCCAGUGGAGAAGCUGCACGAAUCCAGAUGAAAGAUGAAAGGGAUGAUGUGUGGUCAGUUUUGAGACCCAGUUUGAUGCUUUCCAGCAGGAGAUAAGAGAGACGUUGCAAAUAAGCAUGACCUUGAUCUCCUUUUCUUCUCUGCUCUUCUUUCCAGAUAGCAGCAUCAGAAAUAUGUAGCAUUGCCUAUGCCAAAGUAUAAAUUAUCUAAAUUACAAAUUUCUCUCUUGGAUUGACUUUAAUUUGAUGUAUUAUUUGGAAGAGUUCCAAAAUGAUUGGUUGAGACAAUGUGUAAGACCCCUUGGAGUCACAUCUACCUCUUUGCCUGUUCCAUUUAUCUUAUUCUGACAUUUUAUUUCAGCACAUCCUUUCACUCUGAAUGAACUUCAUUUCCUUUCAAUUUAAUUAUGACACUCUUUUAUAGGAUAUGAAAAUGAAAGUUAAUUUGGUACUAUGAGAAAUGAGAACUCUUUUGGCAAAGAUACGCCACCGUGGCAUUCUCUGCAGUAGCUAUCCUUAUUAACACUGUCAUUGACACUGUGUGUAUGUGUAUGUAUGGGUGCUCAGUUGUGUCUGACUCUUUGUGAUCUUCUGGACUGUAGCCUGCCAGGCUCCUCUGUCCAUGGAAUUUUCCAGGCAAGAAUACUGGAGUGGGUUGCUAUUUCCUACUCUGGGGCAUCUUCCUGACCCAAGGAUAGAACCCACGUCUCUUGUGUCUCCUACAUUGGCAGGUAGAUUCUUUUACCACUGCACUACUUGGGAAGCAUCAUUUACACCAGCUAAGUGUUAUUCCUCCCAAAUUUAAAUCAUGCUUCCUACCACUUACAGCCUUUGAAUCCAUGAUAGAAAACAAAAGCAAAGCUAACUUAGGGGGGGACCUUGUUCAUAUAUAAUGUUUAUGCUACACAGAUAUAUUUUCAGAUUAAUUUCAAUUUCAUUGUUUAAAUUUAAAUUACAUAUAUUUUCAUGUAGGCCAAAUUCCAUGUAAAUAAAAAUUAUAAAGAAAAUAGAGCUUAGUACUAGCUUCAUUUGUAUUUACAAACUUAAUUCCCUCAAAAAUCUAUGCAUAGAAAUAUUUUUCUUUGAGUUUUAUAAGAUUAUUUAAUGACUACACUAAUAUGCAAGUAGUUUAAGUAUCUGUUAAUAGCAGUUAACAAAAAUAAGCAGUGUCUUUGCUUUAGGCGAUUGGCUGUGAAGAAGUACCUAACAGAAUUAUUAAACUUUAGACAAUGUUAAAGAGUGAAAAAGAGAAUACUUUGAAAAUAGACUUAUUUAAAAAAAAACUAUACCUGUAUCUAUGUAAUAUAUGUGUGUGUGUGUGUGUGUGUGUGUAUAUAUGUAUAUAAAGGAUACCAUAACUCAGUUGCAUUUUUUUAUGUCACAAAGACAUUUGCCUUGAAGAUUGCCCCUUAUAUUAUCUCUUUUAAAUGAAUGAAAAAUUGUGUGCUUUAACGUUCUGUUAUUCACCAAAGAAUUUUAAAGUAAUAGUUAUACAUUUAGUAGACCUAGUUUCUGUUAGUUCUCUUUGGGAUUGAAAUUAUAAAUAGGAAGAUAGAUACUUGUGAAGAUAUGUCCUUUGAUGUGCUUUUUAAGUCCACAUUAUUUCUCAUCUGAUGUAUUAUCAGUUCAGUUCAGUUGCUCAGUUGUGUCCAGCUCUUUACGCCCCCAUGGACUGUGGCAUGCCAGCCUUCCGUGUUCAUCCCAU
Molecule: messenger RNA, 2741 nt
Organism: Cervus elaphus (red deer)
Lineage: Eukaryota; Metazoa; Chordata; Mammalia; Artiodactyla; Cervidae
Gene: XRCC4
Product: X-ray repair cross complementing 4
Exons: 8
Coding region: 116-1075 (319 amino acids)
Biological process (GO): double-strand break repair via nonhomologous end joining; immunoglobulin V(D)J recombination; positive regulation of ligase activity
Cellular component (GO): nucleus; DNA ligase IV complex; DNA-dependent protein kinase-DNA ligase 4 complex
Molecular function (GO): DNA binding
Source: RefSeq, a predicted model, not a curated record